Blastomyces gilchristii SLH14081 is the source of this 2695-nucleotide messenger RNA. RefSeq names its product CMGC/CDK protein kinase. The coding region runs from base 111 to 1400 and encodes 429 amino acids. The transcript is spliced from 3 exons. Gene Ontology annotation, molecular function: cyclin-dependent protein serine/threonine kinase activity; ATP binding. Gene Ontology annotation, biological process: regulation of mitotic cell cycle; protein phosphorylation. The record is from RefSeq and is a predicted model, not a curated record. NCBI's taxonomy places the organism in Eukaryota, Fungi, Ascomycota, Eurotiomycetes, Onygenales, Ajellomycetaceae. Gene Ontology annotation, cellular component: nucleus.
CUCCAAUCAAUAACUAGGCUGAGGAUGCUGAGAUAAUCCAGUUCCAUCCACAACACAGAACACAAGAUAGAUAGUUAAGACUAAUCCUCACAUUGCCAUCGGGCCACACAAUGUCGACCGCGCCGAAAUCAAGAUGGGCAGAGGAUGAUGCCGAAACAGAGGCUCUUCUUGCGCAGAAAAGACGAGAAAAGGAGGAGCGGAAACGGAUAAAGGCAGAGAAACAGCGCCAACAAGCGGAGGCUCAGAAACUGCUUGCACAAAAACAUGUGAACCAGAGGGCAAAUGGCUCUUUGCAAGCUCUAGAGGAAGGCAUGAAUGGCGAUGCAGGGAGGCCAACCAAGCGGCGCAGGUUGUCGAAUGAACCAGAAUCACAGCCCGGAAUUACUGUUGAUCAGAAACCUAUUCGCCUGCUACGAUUUCCUGCCCCAGAAUGGGGACCGUGCAGGCAUGUGGACAAUUUCGAACGGCUAAAUCGCAUCGAAGAAGGGUCGUAUGGUCUGGUAUCGAGGGCGAAGGAGCUGGCAACUGGCGAGAUUGUCGCGCUGAAGCGACUGAAGAUGGAACACUGCAACGACGGUUUUCCAAUCACUGGACUGCGAGAGAUCCAGACCCUGCUGGAGUCCAGGCAUACAAAUGUUGUCCAUCUACGCGAAGUUGUGAUGGGCAAUGACAUGGAUGACGUCUACCUCGUCAUGGAUUUCGUCGAACAUGACCUCAAGACGCUCCUCGAGGAUAUGCGCGAGCCGUUCCUACCAUCAGAGACGAAGACGUUACUUCUACAGAUCAUUUCCGCAACGGAAUUCUUACACUCGCAUUGGAUUAUCCACCGCGAUUUGAAGACAUCAAAUUUACUGAUGAAUAAUCGAGGGGAAAUCAAACUUGCGGACUUCGGAAUGGCGAGAUAUUACGGUGACCCGCCACCAAAAUUGACCCAGCUAGUGGUCACCUUAUGGUAUCGCUCUCCGGAGCUUCUACUUGGAGCAGAUAAAUACGGACCGGAGAUCGACAUGUGGAGUAUAGGAUGUAUAUUCGGUGAGCUUUUGACGAAAGAGCCGUUAUUCCAAGGGAAGAAUGAAGUAGACCAACUAUCCAAGAUCUUCGCCCUCACGGGACCGCCGACAACCCAAACCUGGCCCUCCUUCCGUUCCCUGCCCAACGCCAAAUCCCUCCGUCUCCCCACCAGUGGUGCUCCACCCACCACAACCUCAGACGCCAGCAUUCCCCUCCUCCCCCGCUCGAAAUUCCCCUACCUCACCACUGCCGGGCCUAACCCUCCUCUCUCACCUUCUCGUGCUCAAUCCGGCUUCCCGCCCGGACGCUGCAACAUGCCUCUCACACCCGUACUUCGGCGAAGAUCCCAAGCCCAAAGCGAAAGAGAUGUUCCCCACGUUUCCGUCUAAGGGCGGGUAUGGAAAAGAGACGGAGGCGGGAGACGCCGGAGGCGCCGAAGAGAGGGGAGGAGGCGCCUCGGUUGGAUUUUGCGAAUGUCUUUGGAGCAGGCGGUGGUGAUGGGAACGGGUCUGAGGCGGGGGCGGGUUUCGCGUUGCGAUUGGGAUGAUUGGGAUUGUUUCCCUGGAGUAGGUGCCUGGCUUGGACUUCUGGGCUUCAAAAAUUUGAAGGGAGCGAUAUUUAGAAUGGAUUGCGGGAGUAACUGUGACAUAGUGAGAGUUGGGAAUAUCAUUUUGUUUUUUAGGUGGUUCAGAUCUGUGAAUGUAUGCAUGUUUUGUUAUACACACUACUACUGUAUAGCACAUAUAUUAUCUAACAAACAAGUUAGGUAUUUGCAUCCAAUUUAUAUUUCAGAUGUCUGUGUCUGUGCUGGAAAAUAUGACCUUCCUCACUCAUUCAUUCACCAAUUCACUUUACAGGAAACAACGUCCAUUCACUCUGCACAUAUGUAUCAAAAAGAAAAUCAAAAAUGGGGAAGACAUAGAACAUCUCUCAUUAUUUCCAACAUCAUGCUUCCCCUGCCCUCUUUGCACGAUCUCCCGUCAUCAAUACAGGAUGGAAAAGAAAGGCCUGACAGAUACAUAUCGUGCAACUUUGAUUCGUCCUAUCGAUGACUUGGCUCCUGUUCUUCUUCGCUUUCUCUCUCUUCCCCUGAUUAUCUCCCACGCGCGCACACGAGAAGAAUGACCCGGGGAUCGAACAUAGUCGAACAUAGAAGGAAUAAAAUCCCAUCCAGAAGCAUCUUGAACAUAUCCACUCAACCCCUCUAGAGAAAACAAUUGACAUAUGGGGUAUUGUUAUUCAUAAACCUUCUAUUUCGACUUGAAUUGAAAAGGCAUGUCAUUACGUCAUCUUGAGACCACAGACGGUGUAAGGUUAUUCAGAAGCGACGGAAAUGGUUUUUUUUUGCUUCCAUUCCCCAAUUUCAGAACCAGCGUCAUGUUUCCGAUGCAGCUGUUGGCUGACUGGACUGGAUAGGUAGGAGUGCUCCUUUUGCAUGGCAAUAAUAUGUUCAAGGUGCUGCGCAGUGUUGAGACUCCGAGGAGAAGACUGCAUAAAAAUGAUUCUCUAUCGUUGAUACAACAAAAUAAAUAAAUAACAAAAUUAGCAAUGAAAAUUUACAACAAUGGGGGAUAGAAUCCUGAUGGAUACUCAAGCUCAUGGAAUUUUUUCUUUAUUUUGUUUUUAUGGAUUAUAAAAGCCAUCCAUCCAUCCUUUUUUCAAAACAAUCUAAUUUGAAGCGAUG